This is a messenger RNA of Lactuca virosa, 2436 nucleotides long. NCBI's taxonomy places the organism in Eukaryota, Viridiplantae, Streptophyta, Magnoliopsida, Asterales, Asteraceae. The record is from the annotation of a GenBank genome assembly.
AUGGGCGUAGAAGUGGAUGAAUCAAUGGCCAAUAUGACAUCUGGGGUAUACACUUUUUGUGUGAAUGGAGGAAUAUACCAUAGAAUCGACCAGUUAGUUCCAAGGAAAAAGGAUGAACCUAAGUUCUUACAAUUGUAUUUUUACGAUGUUGAAGCUGGGAUGUCAAAUAGACUCGAAUGGAAAAAUCUUGCUAAACCAAUUGUUGAAAUUUUGACUCGCGUUCUUGCUACAAACCCAUACGUUGCAAUAUUUCAUAGCCUUGCUGAUCUAGGACCACUCGACAAUUACAGAGUCACUUUAAAUGCAUCGGUAGAACUAGACCAAAGGGUGUACAACCGGACAACCACAUUCGAGGUUGCUGGUAUUUGGAUUGAAGAGACUGAUAUAAUAACGGGUAGGAAAACUGUAACUAUGUGGGAGUACUACUGUUACAAGUUGCAGAUUCGAUCAAGCUUGAACGUAAUUAUGUUAGGAGGGAGAUUAUUACCACAAUUCGUGGUAGAUAUCUACAUCAAGAUUGAGACUUCGCGUUUGGAAUUUUGUAGAAAAAACCAAUCUACAAUAAGAGCGGAGUUAUACCAAGGUGUUGUGGAUUGUGUCAAUGUCAGUGAGAUAGCUCAAGAUAGACCAGAUCUGGUUGCAAGAGUAUUUCGUGCUAAGUUACAUGACCUUAAGGAACAACUCUUGAAGAGGCACGCCCUUGGUGUGGUGAGUGCAUAUGUUUAUGUAAUAGAGUUCCAGAAACGUGGUUUACCACAUGCGCAUUUUCUCUUAAUAAUGAAACCUGAAUGGAAGCUCACCAAUGCAGACCAUUAUGACAAGUAUGUGUGUGCCGAAAUUCCAAACCCGACAAAGUAUCCUAUACUACACAAUCUGGUCAAAUCACACAUGAUACAUGGUCCUUGCGGUACAUUAAACGAAAAAUGUUCUUGUAUGCAAGGCGAUCCACCAACCUGUCGUUUUAGAUACCCUCGACGAUUCAACGAAACCACAACACAUGGAAAGGACGCAUAUCCGAUUUAUCGAAGGAGAGAUAAUGGAAUUGUUGUGAAUAAACAAGGUAUUAUGAUGGAUAAUAGAUGGGUUGUCCCAUAUAACCCAAAGUUGUUGAUGAUGUUCAACUGCCAUCUAAAUGUUGAGGUUUGCUCGAGUAUAACAUCAUUGAAAUACAUCUUUAAGUAUAUUUACAAGGUUCAUGACAAACAAGUUAUCCAUAUUGAUCCAGAUGCACAACCUGUUGUUAUCAAUGAGAUAAAACGUUUUCAGGAUGUACGAUACAUCUCCGCUCCAGAAGCAGUAUGGCAAAUUUUUAGCUUUUCUCUUAAUCAAAUCCACCCUAAUGUGAUCACUUUGCAAUUGCAUCUACCGAACCAACAGUUGGUUAGGUUCACUGAUGAUGAUGCAAUGAUAUCAGUUGUUGAGAGGGAGAGAGAUAAGAGAUCAAUGUUGACUGCAUUUUUCAAGAUGAAUAAAGAUAACAUUAAUACAAGACAAUACGUAUACAAAGAUUUUCCCAACCACUUCACAUGGAAUAAACAAUCGCAUCUAUGGAAUCCUCGAAAAGUAUCACCAGCAGUAGGUCGUUUGGUUUCUGCAAAUCCUACUGAAGGCGAGCGAUACUAUCUACGUGUGUUAUUAUGUCAUUUUAGGGGUCCUACAUGUUUUGAAGAUCAAUACACAGUCAAUAACGUAAGACAUCCCACAUUUCGAAAAGCGGCUCUUGAAAGAGGGUUAAUAGAGACAGAUGAUAGUUUAUCGCAAUGUCUUGCAGAGGCCUCCUUGUUUCAAUUUCCAAAUGCUCUCAGAAGGUUGUUUGCAACGAUAUUAGUUUUUUGUGAUCCUGGAGAUGUUCACAAGUUAUGGAAUGCCCACUAUAAUUCUCUCUCAGAAGAUUAUAGGAGACAAUACGACAAUGCUAAUCGAGUACAAAAUAUGGUCCUCACAGACAUGACCGUAUUCCUACAAUCUAUGGGUAACAAGCUUGAUAACUUUAAUCUCCUGACUGUAAACACUGAUUUGAAUUUACAUUCUGGAGAUUUUCGCGAGGUACAAGAAGAAUGCUCUAUAGUUGUGGAAUAUGACCAUUUGUGUGCCAAAGAGUUUCUCAAUCCUGAACAAAAAUAUAUGUAUGAUGAGAUCAUGAGGCAUGUGUGUACUGAUUGUACAGGAGUGUUCUUCAUAGAUGGUCCUGGCGGAACAGGAAACAGAUAUCUGUACAAAGCUUUACUUGCUAAUAUACGCAAACUUGGUCAUAUUACACUCGCCACAGCUUCAUCGGGUGUUGUGGCUAAUAACAUGUCUGGGGGGAGAACAGCUCACUCGCGUUUCAAACUUCCUCUAACUCCAGAUAAUAACUCAUUAUGUAGAAUCCAAAAACAAAGCGGUACCGCUCAACUACUUCGGCUUGCAAAAAUAAUCAUAUGGGAUGAAGCAUAA